Molecule: messenger RNA, 581 nt
Organism: Oncorhynchus nerka (sockeye salmon)
Lineage: Eukaryota; Metazoa; Chordata; Actinopteri; Salmoniformes; Salmonidae
Product: NACHT, LRR and PYD domains-containing protein 1 homolog
Exons: 4
Coding region: 55-546 (163 amino acids)
Source: RefSeq, a predicted model, not a curated record
CAACUUCUGAAAGACACGCAGUACACACAAGGUGGUCCAUUGCUGGACAUCACUAUGGAGUUAGGUGAACUGGAGGAAGUUCAUCUGCCACACUUUGUCUGUUUAGGGACCAACCCUUCCAUGAGGAAUGAGAUGAAGGUUCUUCAUGUAGAGGAACAUGGAGUGUCUUUAGAGGAAGUGCAUGAGGUCACCAGAUUCCAUGUUAAGAUUCUCCAUCCCAAGUUCUCACCUAUCUCUGUUAUACUGAGAUUACUGUCUUGGAACGUAGAUGUCCACUGUGACGUGGUCCUCUACAUGGCAGUAAAAAGGUCAACAGUCAUUUCAAGGCUGUACCUGCUCCUCAGAAACUCCAGUCAGAAAGAGGCUGUUCAGAAACGGGAGAAAAAUCAGGUGUCCAAAGGAUUUUCAGAAUUCGUCCUGUCAAGUCCAAACGGGUCCUUAAAGCUGAACAGUUGGUUUGCGUUCAAGAAUCCCCUCUCCACUUCCAUCAAUCCAGAGAAGAUUCAGCUGUUACCUGCAGACACCACCCAAGCUGUUGUCAGAUGAUAAUGGGAAACACAGGGGUUGACAUUGAGAUGGAG